AUGAUAAAUUUUGCCCAAGUCCCUUCUUGGUUUUGGCCUUCUAUAGGGGUUUCGAAAUAUUGUAUUAAUAACAGGGGACCGCUCUUACCUAACAUUUGGGCUCUUUGGGGAAGUGAUUUACUUGCUACUAUUGUUUAUGUGUCGGACCAAUGCAUUGCGUUAGAACUUGCUGGAUAUCAGUCACCUAUAUAUAUUGAUGUUGUUUAUGCUAAUAAUUAUUAUGUGAAACGUCACCAACUUUGGGCUGAUCUUACACAUAUGCAAGGUUGUUUUCAAGGGCCGUGGAUUUUUAUCGGUGAUUUUAAUGCAGUUUUGGGAGCUCAUGAGAAGAGGGGCACGCGUCCACCACCUAUUUUAUCUUGUACAUAUUUUUUAAAUUGGACUAAUGCUAAUAUUCUUCAUCACUUGCCUACUUUGGGUGUUUUUUUCACUUGGACUAAUGGCAGAUUUGGUGAGGAGAAUGUCACGCUUAGACUUGAUAGGGAAGUUUGUAAUGAAGAAUGGGUUAAUUUUUGGUGUAAUUCUGCUUGUACAGCUUUGGUGCGUCACCAAUCCGACCACAACCCGCUUUUGUUAUCUGUUCUUGUUUCUUCAGUAAUACACGCAAUUCCUCUCAAGUUUUAUAAGAUGUGGACUUCUCAUAUUGAUUGUCAUAAAUUGGUGUUAGAGAACUGGUCUAAAGGUGUUAGGGGGCACGAUAUGGCCAAGGUCCAAGCUAAGCUCCGUAACGUGAAAAAUGAUUUCAAAGUUUGGAACCGAUCGGUUUUUGGUGAUGUCGACAGGCAAGUGAAACUAGCGAAGGACGAAGUAAAUCGAAUUCAUCACUUAAUUGACUCCGAAGGUUUCUCUGAUCAAUUAUACAUGCAAGAUCUUGAGGCGCACUUAGUUUUAACUAAAGCUUUAAACUACCAAGAACAAUUGUGGAAAGAAAAGGUCCGUGACCAAAAUUUUGUUCAUGGUGAUCGUAACACUACUUAUUUCCACCGAGUAUCUAAAAUUCAGGCAGUGACAAAAACUAUUUCUUUUUUACAGGAUGGGGAUAAUGUUAUUACUGAUCCCACUGCAAUAGAAUUGCAUAUUCUUUCUUAUUUUCAGGCAAUUUUUAGCAUGGACAACAACUGUGCUCAGAAUUCUCUAAUUGAUGAGAUCAUCCCUUCCUUAGUGUCCGAUGAUGACAAUCAAAUGUUGUUGCGCCUUCCCUUGAGUGGGGAGAUUAAGGAUGUCGUGUUUUCUCUCAAUGGUGAUGGGGUUCCUGGUCCGGAAGGGUUUGGCGGUCAUUUUACCAAACUUUUUGGGACAUUGUUGGGGUUGAUUUGGUUAACUCGGUUCAGGAAUUUUUCAGGGAAGGUAGGCUGCCCGCUAAUUUUCAUUCUAAUUUUGAAGGUUCAAGGUGCUAAAUCUAUGGGCUACUACAGGCCUAUAGCACUUGCAAAUUUCCAGUUCAAAAUUGUGACCAAGAUUGUGGCGGAUAGGCUGGCAAUUAUAACCUCGCGAAUCAUUUCUAUUGAACAACGGGGCUUCAUUAGGGACCGCAACAUUGCUGAUUGCGUGAUUCUUGCUUCAGAGGCGAUAAAUUCCCUUGACAAGAAACAAUAUGGUGGAAAUCUUGCAAUAAAGGUUGACAUUUCCAAGGCCUUUGACACAUUAGAUUGGAAUUUUUUGGUUAUGGUGUUGAAUAACUUUGGGUUUUUAAAUGUGUUAAUUAAUUGGAUCCUGAGUAAUGUCCGUGAACUUCUUAGUAUUUUUCACAAAUAUUCAGACGUGUCUGGUCAGAGGGUAAAUAAUGCAAAAAGUCGCUUCUUCACAGGCAAUAUGUCAGUAACUCGGAAAAAUAUGAUUGCUGCUUUGUUGGGUUUCAGUGUUGGGAUUGUUCCUUUUUUAUAUCUUGGCUGUCCUAUUUUUCAAGGAAAGCCAAAAGUCAUACAUUUCAGAAUGGUUACAGACAAGAUAAAAAAUAAAUUAGCAACUUGGAAAGGAAGCACUCUCUCAAUCAUGGGUAGGGUGCAGUUGGUUAAAUCAAUCAUCCAUGGGAUGUUAGUUUACUCCUUCCAUGUAUAUUUUUGGCCCCGUCGUCUAUUGCGUUUACUUGACACUUGGAUUAAGAAUUUUAUAUGGAGCGGGGACGUCCUUACUAAGAAAGUUUGUACGGUCUCGUGGAGUGUUAGGUGUCGUCCGUGGGAAGAGGGAGGGCUGAAUAUUAAGCCUACUCGCUUGAUUAAUGAAGCGCUAAUUCUAAAAUUGUCGUGGGAUUUAUUGGCCAAAGACUCACAAUGGUCGACUCUCUUCAAGAGGAGGUUUUUCUCUAAUGGUCUUCCACUCUCCUAUCAUGUCAAAUCUUCGAUUUGGUCGGGCAUCAAAAUGCAUAUUGGUACUGUUAUGGCAAACUCUAAUUGGAUUGUAGGCACAGGAGAGCGUAUUCAUUUGUGGACGGACAAUUGGCUUGGUGAGCCCUUGGUUGAUUUACUUCAAAUUGAUGUUGCUUUUCGUGGGAAUUUGAUAGGUAUGGUCUCAGAAGCAAUUGUAAAUGGGGCGCCGGUGCUGCCUUCAUCUAUCACCGAUUAUGGAGACAUCAAGGAUCGUCUAGAAGCCAUUGUGUUGCCUAGAGGGCAGCUUGCUGAUGCGCUAGUUUGGCCUCAUACUGCUUCGCUUCUCUCUUGUAUUCCGGCGAGUUGCUCUUCCCAUGUGUCCGAUGUUUUUGUGGCAGCAAUCGUGCACACUCUGCACACUAUUUGGUGGGCUAGAAAUUCUUUGCGUUUUACAACAUUUUCGCCAUCUUUACAUUCAUCCAAAGUUCGUAUUCACUCUUUGGUUGCAUCGUCCGGUAAUCCCUCUAAAUGUAAGUGUUUGCAAUCUGAUUUCGCUUUCCAUGAUGCUUUGGCGGUUUCCAUUCAUUGCCGCACUGUCAGAGAUAUUAUUAUAGUAAUGUGGAAGCCCCCAUCUGCUCCGUGGCUGAAGGUUGACACAAAUGGGUCGGUGGUGGGUGGUUUCGCGGCUUGUGGUGGUCUGUUUCGUGACCACUUAGGUACGUUCCUUGGUGCCUUUUCUUGUAACAUUAGUAUACAGUCUGUUUAUUAUGCGGAGGUUCUUGCUAUUAUUUUAGCUAUAGAGUUUGCGGACCAGCAAGGGUGGAGGAAUAUUUGGAUUGAGGGUGAUUCAACAAGUGCUCUUAUGAUUUUUUCGAACUAUAGCUUGGUGCCUAUGCUGUUGCGUAAUAGAUGGCAUAAUGCUAUCACCCUUGGAAUACAAGUUAUUUCUUCUCACAUUUUCCGUGAUGGCAACUGUUGUGCAGAUAAAUUAGCUAAUUUGGGGCACUCCAUGACUGGUGAGAUUUGGCUUGUCACACUACCGAAUGAUCUGAAGGCUGAUUUUUUUCGCGAUAGAUGCGGUCUCCCUAAUUACAGAUUUCCAUAA
Messenger RNA from Medicago truncatula (barrel medic), 3411 nucleotides. RefSeq lists its product as uncharacterized. Gene Ontology annotation, molecular function: nucleic acid binding; RNA-DNA hybrid ribonuclease activity. The record is from RefSeq and is a predicted model, not a curated record. The transcript is spliced from 3 exons. Lineage: Eukaryota; Viridiplantae; Streptophyta; Magnoliopsida; Fabales; Fabaceae. The coding region runs from base 1 to 3411 and encodes 1136 amino acids.